AUGAAGUAUUCCGUCGCACUCCUGGUGUUCGCCUGUUUGGGCACCCGGUGGCUGGUUGCUGGUCAGCGGAAGUUUCCGGAACACUUCAAGUUCGGUGUCGGUACGUCGGCGUACCAGAUCGAGGGGGGUUGGAAUGAGGACGGUAAGGGUGAAUCGAUUUGGGAUUAUCUGGUGCACAACAACCCGGAGAAGGUAGCCGACGGAACGAACGGUGAUAUCGCCUGCGAUAGCUAUCAUCAGUGGCGCCGUGACGUCGAGAUGAUAAAGGAGCUCGGAGUGGACAUCUAUCGGUUCUCGCUCUCGUGGAGCCGUAUUCUACCGACCGGUAUCAGCAAUCAGAUCAAUCCGAAAGGCAUCGAGUAUUACAACAAUCUGAUCGACGAGCUGCUCAGCAAGGGCAUCACACCGAUGGUGACGCUCUUCCACUGGGACACCCCACAACGGUUGCAGGAACUCGGUGGCUUCACGAACCGACUGAUCGUUGGGUAUUUCCGUGAGUAUGCCCGGGUUGCGUUCGAACAUUUUGGCGAUCGCGUGAAAAUCUGGACGACGUUCAACGAACCACCGCAAACCUGCCGGCUACCGUACGAGUAUGGUUCGUUUGCACCUGGCCAAGCGUUCCCGGGCAUCUACACGUACCUGUGCAGCCACCAUCUGUUGCUAUCGCAUGCGGAAGCCGUUGAGUUGUAUCGGACCGAGUUCCAGCCGACACAGGGUGGACAGAUCGGUAUUACCGUGGAUGGAUCGUGGGCCGAACCGGUAUCGGAGGCUGAGCGUGAGGCGUCCGAUCUCACCAUGCAGUACCUGUUUGGUAUCUACAUGCAUCCGAUUUACUCCGAGACGGGUAACUAUCCACCGGUGAUCAUCGAACGGAUCGCUAAGCUUAGCCAGGAACAGGGCUUCGCAAAGUCUCGGCUGCCCGAGUUUACGCCCGAGGAGAUCGCCAAGCUGAAGGGUUCGUCCGACUUUUUCGGUUACAACGGUUACACCACGAAUCUGGUGUACAUGAACGACGAGGCAAAUUCGGCCAAUUUCCGCGAACCUUCGUUCGAUCACGAUCGUAACACCGUCGACUACCAGGACGAUCGGUGGCCCUCGACGGGUUCAUCGUGGUUAAAGGUUAACCCGCGCGGUAUGUACCACGUACUGAACUGGAUCCGCCGGGAGUACAACAAUCCACCGGUCUGGGUCACCGAGAAUGGUGUGAGCGAUCGUGGCGGAACUCGCGAUGUGCAGCGGGUGCAGUACUUCAAGGACUAUCUAAACGCCAUCCUGGACGCGAUCGACGAUGGGUGCGAUGUCCGGGGGUAUGUUGCGUGGAGUUUGAUGGACAACUUCGAAUGGCUCGCCGGGUUGACGGAACGGUUCGGGUUGUACUACGUCGACUACACCGAUCCGGCCCGGACACGUUACGCCAAGUCAUCGGCCCGUGCCUUCGGGAACAUUGUGCGCAACCGGAUGAUCGAUCCCAACGAUAUGCCCGAACCGGAGAUUUAUAUUCCAGGACCGGGCGAAACACCCGCCACCACUACCAUCCACCCUACCACCACGGUACGCGCAACGACGACCAACACAGAUGAUGAUGAUGGUGAUGAUGAUGGCAGUGCCACUGGAUUGAUGAUUUCCAAAAUUCUACUUGCUGCAGGCAUCGGUGUCACCGUGCUGCUGAUAGCGGACUAUUGAUAAGUGCCCGAAUAAUCUACUUUAUAUGAGCGUGUGCAGUAGU
Molecule: messenger RNA, 1726 nt
Organism: Anopheles darlingi
Lineage: Eukaryota; Metazoa; Arthropoda; Insecta; Diptera; Culicidae
Product: myrosinase 1-like
Exons: 3
Coding region: 1-1683 (560 amino acids)
Biological process (GO): carbohydrate metabolic process
Molecular function (GO): beta-glucosidase activity
Source: RefSeq, a predicted model, not a curated record